UCCACCACUGUGCCCAAAGCCAUGGCCAAUUCCGUCUGGGACACCAGGGCCAUCACUUUCACAGGAUGUGUGGCACAGGUUUUUAUGCUUUUCUUUCUGCUUGGAGCAGAGUUUUCCCUUCUCACGGUCAUGGCCUAUGACCGCUACGUUGCCAUCUGCCACCCCCUGCACUACGGGACCCUCCUGGGCAGCAGAGCUUGUGUCCACAUGGCAGCAGCUGCCUGGGGCAGUGGGGUUCUCAGUGCUGGGUUGCACACAGCCAAUACAUUUUCAGUCCCCCUCUGCCAGGGAAAUGCCAUAAACCAGUUCUUCUGUGAAGUCCCCCACAUCCUCAAGCUCUCCUGCUCACGCUCAGACUACCUCAGGGAAGUUGGGCUUCUUAUAUUCGGUUCUUUUUUAGGUUUUGGGUGUUUUUGUUUUCUUGUGUUGUCCUAUGUGCAGAUCUUCAGGGCCGUGCUGAGGAUCCCAUCAGAGCAGGGACGGCACAAAGCCUUUUCCACGUGCCUCCCUCACCUGGCUGUGGUCUCUAUGUUCCUCAGCACUGGCAUGUUUGCCUACUUCAAGCCCCCCUACAUCUCCUCCCCAUCUCUCGAUCUGGAGGUGUCUGUGCUGUACUCAGUGCUGCCUCCAGCAGUGAACCCCCUCAUCUACAGCAUGAGGAGCAAGGAAAUCAAGAAUGCCUUGUGCCUAAGAUUUUAA
Messenger RNA from Charadrius vociferus (killdeer), 699 nucleotides. Its product is annotated as olfactory receptor 14C36-like. Gene Ontology annotation, molecular function: G protein-coupled receptor activity; olfactory receptor activity. Lineage: Eukaryota; Metazoa; Chordata; Aves; Charadriiformes; Charadriidae. Gene Ontology annotation, biological process: G protein-coupled receptor signaling pathway. The record is from RefSeq and is a predicted model, not a curated record. Gene Ontology annotation, cellular component: membrane. The annotation marks the transcript as partial. The transcript has a single exon.